UGGCCUAAUAAAUGUAUUGCAAACAAUUGUGUGAGUGUAUUUCUGCAGCAAAAGAGACUGUACGCUAAGCUAACUGCACUUACUAAGUAAAAUAAAGUAAAUAGAUAUCAUUAAACCGCCUAAAGGUAUGCUAAAUUUGUGCGCCACAUUAACAAGUCAGCAUAGAGUUUGUAACAUAAAUGCACAAUACACACCAAUGAGCUAAGUGACAGCCGCAAAGCAUUAACGUUUAACUUUGCACAUAUUUCGCAUCGGUCUAGCCUACUUUAGGGCACUUUGACACUUUUGAAAACACCAAAAGCAUAAGCAUUUGUCAAAUGUCUGCACAACUACUACUAAGUAAUUGAAGUAUAUUUACUCGCAUUUACGUUUCGCAUAUCAAGUUAACAAGUUUGUGUCAAGUGCUUGCGCCUUAAAUUAUGCCAGCUUCACUUUCACUUUGAGUGCCCUACAAACUUUGACGUAGGCAGCAAAUCUGUGCUUGAACUCAAAAAUAACAUAAAAUAGAACUAAAAAAGAAUAAAUAUAUCUGUAAGCGCAACAACAAAACCCGAAAUAUUUCUGUGCCAAAACCGAAGCGGAAGAGCUACAGAAAUUGUAAGCUUGAAGAACGUAACAUACUUUCAGGCGCUGCGCAACAUGCAAAGUGCGAAGAAAGAGAUGCUAGCGCUUGAGUGCUGGUUUUGAGUGGCAACAAAUUACCAUUUCACAUUCCGUAUUAGAUACCUUUUCCGUGCGCACCGUAUCGUAUGGCAAAACUUUGCGUCUAAAAGUUAAGUUAAGUGAGUUGUGAAUGUGUUGGAAAGUUGGUCAGAAGUGAAAAAACCAACAAAAACAAAAAAAACAACAAAAUCACAAAGUCAGUUUUACAUUUGGCUUGUGCGUUUGUCACGUCUCUAGACGUGAAAAAAGGUACUAAAGCACAGAAAAACGUGGAAAUAAAAUAAAAUUGAAAAGUUGCCGUGAGUAAAAGUGGUUUUCGCAUAUUUCCGUUGCAUACUUGUUGGCGCGUAACCGAAACUUUCAACUUUGGUGCAUAGCAAACCUUUUGCCACAGCAGUUUUGUAACUGAUAUGUCAUGUCGACUGUCGACUAACGCGACAGCACUCACUGUCUAGCUGCGUUGCAGUCAAGCGAAAAGUCUAACUUCUAACGCCAGCUGUAGGUGCUGGGGCGUAUACGCAACCCACAUACCCACUACAAGUGUGCGGCCCACUUUUAUAUGUGUGUUGCCUACAUGUAGGCGCAUAAAGUAAUUCAUUUUCUACUUAAAUGUAAUCAAAUUGAACAUUGUAAAAUUUGUAAAAUGUUCAAAUGCGCAUACGUAUGUAAAUUUUUCAAUUCGUGCGCGAAAUUUUAUUGUGCCAACAAAUUGUGAAAAAUUGUGAAUUGAAGAUUUUUAUGACCCCUUAGACAGCACGUAAAAAUCAAGCCACGUGUGUGCACAUUAGACCCCCUAAAGUAUACAAUUUGUAUGCAAAAAGUACAUCAGUCAAGCGAAGCGCCGACUUUUGGACUUUUGCUUUUUCGCCUAACUCCGAGUACAUACAAACAUUGAACUCACGCUGACAGCCUGCCACGCAUGAAGGACAUCAUCUGGCAGUUGUAAAUAAGGAUUUCUCAUAUUCGUAGCUCGUAAAAUUCGCAAGGUUACGCCGUGUCGCGCUGCUUUAUUUCCCCCAUUGAACUCACAGGGGUCCCCCGGCAGGCAAUGCGACAAAACUGCAAGCAUAUUACCGGCACUUGUGGCAUUGUAUUUGCGUGCGAAUAAAAUUUAUUUAUACAAAUUUACAAGGUGGCAAAAGAGGUGGAUGGUGCAGAAAAUAAAUACCAACGGUACAAUACAAAAUAAUUGACAUUCAAGAACAUCACCUAUCAACAAGCGCAAUAACAGUGACAGCAACAACUACAAAUAUUAUAAAAGCAAUAACGAUGCCGACGACUUAAUGAAAAGGAAGUGAAAGUGAACGAGAACGAGAGACAUUGAAGACAUCGCAAAUGAAAUGAAAAUGCGAGCAAAGAGUGCAAAACAAGCUCAAGUUGUAGUUCACACUGUGUCAGAGAGCAACGUUGACAUGUGAGGCACAUAGCGCCUGGCAGGCAUUCAACGCAAAUCGACGUCAACCAAAGGAUAACCGUUAAGCGAUAUAAGGGAAACGACGACAUCACGUGCCAUAAUAAUACUGUAAAGUGAAACCAAUUAAAAAGGCGCGUGAUUCCAGCUGAGCGACAGCAACAACGACAGGCGACAAGCUGGAGGCGUACAACAGCCACGGGCAAUCGGUUAAUUUAAAAAAUACAAAAAUAAAAAAUAAAAGCCUACAAGAAGAAAAAAAAAUUACAACGGAAGUAAAUACACGGCAGUGACAAUGAAGCUGGCAUCCAUGCAGUAACAACAACAACAACAGCAACAACAGCAACAACAAUUGAAUUCCCGUUUUUACGCUGCAGGAUUUAUAAAUAAUGCAAGCCGGGAUUUUUUCCGCAAAAUAACGGUAUACAAGUAAGAAAAAGCCAACAACAACAAAUUACUGACAAAAGCGCCAAAUCCAAGCGCAGACACGCGGCGUGCAAUUUUGAGUCAAAAAACCUGGCGGAAGCCUAAGUGAAAGACGGAAACGGAAGCGACCGUGAAUUUGUUGGGCUCUCAUUUAUUUGCUUCAUUUUCGUUAUAUUUCUUUUUUUGUUGUUGUAGCAAGCGGUAAGAGUAUUAUAUAGAUUUGAAAACAAAAUAAAACAGUUUUAUUGAAGAAUUAUAGCAACAACACGAAUAAGCUUGCUAACAAUAUUUCGCGACAUAAUAGCAAUAAGAACAAUUGCAAUUAUAAUCAGCACGUAACAAAUAAGAACGCCGCGUGCCGCCUGGCUACUCAACGUCGCGCUGUUAACAGUUAAAGUGAUUACUAACGGUAUUUAUUAUUGUGAGCGCGUGUGAAAGCGCUUUGGAAUUUUGUAGAAAAAUUUUCUUCACACUUCUUGAUUUUAACUAUAUAGUAUGAAGUCGAAAAAUGCAUUUAAUGCUGGAUGAAAUGUCGCGAAAUUAACGUUCAACUUUUGUGUAGAGUCUACAAACAUACCUUAAAUUUAAAAUAGAGCAUUAUUGAUCAAUUCCCGCAAAAACUUGAAGCAAAGCAUUCAAUUGAUUUCCCACUCACUUUGAGUAUUUAAUAUCUUAAUGUGUUGCAUUAAUUAAGCUUUUAUACCAGCAAAUUGCAUAUGCAUAACAAUAAUAGCAAAAAGACAACAACAAACAACAAAGUACUUUAACAACUUUAUACUUUCGUAACAAACGCAACAUAUCGAUAAAACGUACAAUAACAACAAUAAUUCAUAGUAAUAACAAAGCACAUAAUUAAAUAUAAACAAACGACCGUGUGUAUAAGUGAGUGAGUGAGUCAGUCAUUUAACAAAUUUGUUAUUACAAACGUUGACGACAAAAUCAGCAACAUCAGAAUCGCUUGAACUCAAAUUCAUCGAGCAACAAUUACAAAAUGACACAUUGGGUGCAUAUACUGUUGGCGUUGCUGCUGUAUGCAGGUUCCCUUGAGGGCGCCUCAAAACGCUUUUUCACCGAUUUCCUGCAAGAUAUGCCAACCCCCGGCACUGGCGGUCCCACAUUCGAUACAACUGUAGCGACAAAUAUUACAGGGUUGGUCGGCAAGACGGUGAAACUAACCUGUCGAGUAAAGAAUCUGGGAAAUCGAACUGUCUCUUGGGUGCGUCAUCGUGACAUUCACCUGCUGACAGUCGGUCGUUACACCUACACGUCGGAUCAGCGCUUCGAAGCGAUGCAUUCGCCGCAUGCCGAGGAUUGGACGUUACGUAUACGCUACGCACAACGCAAAGACUCCGGCAUCUAUGAGUGUCAGAUAUCAACAACACCACCGAUCGGGCAUUCCGUCUAUCUGAAUAUAGUGGAACCUAUAACAGAGGUAAUUGGCGGCCCAGAAUUACAUAUAAACAAGGGGUCAACCAUCAACUUGACUUGUAUUGUCAAAUUUGCACCGGAACCGCCACCCACAGUCAUUUGGUCACACAAUCGAGAGGUCAUAAAUUUCGAUUCACCACGCGGCGGUAUAUCAUUAGUAACUGAGAAAGGUGUAGUCACCACCAGCCGUUUAUUGGUGCAGAAGGCCAUACAGCAGGAUUCGGGACUCUACACUUGUACACCGUCAAAUGCAAAUCCGACAUCGGUGCGCGUGCACAUCGUUGAUGGUGAACAUCCCGCUGCUAUGCAUCAUGGACACGCCACACCACAAGUCCGACCACCGCCAGCUACGCUCCUACUGCUGCUGGCAUUCCUAGUCGUAUUACUGCUGCAAGAGCACCCCAGUCAAUCGCCACAAAAACGAAAGCAACAACAAGAAGGCGAAGGCGAUGGCGAAUUGCCACUGCAAUAUAAACUGCGGCAACGCAUCCACCGAUGGGAGUGGUGGCAAAGCAAUCAACUAUGGAAUGAAAAAUUUGCGGUCUACCAACGAACAGAGCCAUUCACUGUGGAAUUGUCACAAGUGGUCACAAAAGGUCACGCGCAAGAGCGGGUGGCGGCGAUGAGCCGUUGCCGUUAUGCAGCUGAAAUGCUUUUACUGCCACCACUAAAGACUCAAAGACGUCGUUGGGAGACCGACACGGCGUCAGUAGCAACAUAGCCAUCAAAUGGCAUUUGGUAAAUAGAGAAUAGAGAAUAGAAUGACACUCGAAUUGAUGUAAAUUAAGUUCCCAUCCAGAUCCUAAUAGUUAAACGAAAACUUAAAGUACUUUUUUAAGCGCUUUAAAUGGUAAACAGUAAUAAUAAACUAUGUAUAGUAGGUGUGGUAGGUGUGUGUGAGAGAGCAACGGUGUGUACGUGACUGUGAGAGUAUUUGUUAGACUAAAUUAAAAUCUAGUAUAUAUACAGUUAUUAUCACUAGGAAUGUAAGAGAUUUCCAUAAAAAUACAUUAGUGUGAAAUUAAGAAUCAUUUAGAGAGAGAGAGAGCUAGAAAAUAAGCGAUUACGUAAGAAAGAUGGCGAGAGAAACAUGAAAGAGAGAGAGAUUGUAAAUUUAAUGUGAGAAGCAUACUAGAAACCUUGUGAGGUUCCCAAAAAACAUAACUGUUUCGGAUAGUAUAAGUCUAAAGCAAACAACCAACUCUAUUAGUAUAUUCACCAAUUUCUCAGAAAACUCUCAAUAAAUGUAGAUUAAAGUGUAAAUUAUGGACGACGGCAAAAUAAAACUUUUAAAAAUCUAAAAAUUAUUUGUGAAAGAAAAUGCACACAGAAGAUAUCAAAUCUACAUAUAUAUAUAGACAUUUUAAACUUAACGUAGUUUUCUCAAAUCGAGAGCUCUAGUAUUUUGGCAAGCAAAAACGGCAUACCUUUAGGAGCUGUACAAAAAAAAAAAAAGAAAGAAAACUAACUGUCACUAACUAUAUUUAACUACAGAAUUUCUACCACUAAAUAGAACUUAAUUUGCCAACCACCAAGUACAACAGCAUUCUUCUCAAAACCCACACACUUUUCACAUUCCACAACAAAAAAAAAAUUAAAACAAAGCUACGAGUAAAUGUAUGUAUGUAUUUCACUUCGACACCAUUGAAUGCAUUUAAUCAAUAUUUAAUAAAUGUACCGUAAUGAAGCGCAACAUUCACAGCAACAAUUUCAAAUAAUAAAUUUUGUAUAUGUAAAAUAAUUUAGAUAGUGAAGACAAAGUAAAAGCAAAAAAAAAUAAAAGUAUAAUAUCUGUGUAGCUAUUCUCAAUGUACACACGACUAAAAGAGCAUUUAAAAACAAUAGUUGAAAUUAGUCCAAUAAGAAUUAAAAAUAAAAUAAAAUAGACGUAAAUAUAUAAGUCAACCAAAACAAAAUUCAACACGACCGCGUAUAUUUGAAGGUGUUUAAGCAAAGGACAAAAUAAAAAUUAUAAAAACUAUAUAAUAAUAUUUAAAUGAAAAAAAUAAAAUAAAUAAAUUAAAUAAACUGCAUAACAUUUAAAAAUAAAUUAAAUCAGUUGAUUUUAGCUAAUAAUUAAUUAAUAAAUAUAAAUAACAUAUAUGUAUAUCUUAAUAUUAAUAGUUUUAAGAAGAACAUUUUUUUAAAAACUGUAAAUAGCUUAAAACAUAGUACAUACUUAUGUAUGUAUAUCACUAUAACGGAUAAAAUAUUUUUAUUUUGAUAAAAACCGAAAAAAAAUCCCAGCAUGCAAAACCAAUGCAGACAACUGAAAUAAUGAAAGAAUUUACUUUAGAAGUACACAGAAUAGAAAAAAUUAAAUAGAAGUUGUGUUGAGCAUAACUACAAACACAAAUAGAUAUAACUUCAAAAAAUAAAAAAUUUAAUAAUAACUCGGCUAAAAAGAAAAUGACAAAACCGGAACCACGCAUUCACUUUUUUUAUACAAAAGAAUAAAUAUAUAAAUAAUUUCAGAGAUUAGUUCACCAUAAUAUAUAUAUCAAUUUAAAAAUUAUUUAUCUCUACUUUUGACUUCAAGGCGUUAAGAGGCGUCAAUAAAUUUAUUUUAGAAUUGACCAGAGUUGAACGGAGAGAGUCUUGAAGUAAAAUUAACAAUAUUUUGUAAUUUAAUUGAAAUGUUUCGAGUGAUGAAGUCAGUGUGAGUUGAGUUGAGUAAAACAACUAGAAGUGGACGUAACUUUUGACGUUUACUCCUAAUCAAAUGCAUCACUGCAACCUGACGAACAUAAGGACAUAAAUACUAAGAUAAGGACAUGAGGACGAAGAUAAUGAUAGGACUGUAAAACGCAAAUGUACGAGAGGACAGUCGUUUUCUAAUCACAAAACUGAAAUGUCGACCAUUUUAAUCAUUUCAUAUAUUAAACUACAUUAUAAGUUGUAUUCAAUAAAUACGAUUUGUCAUCAAACAUACGCCGCCUUUAAAAACAAUUUACUAAUUCAGUUCGUUAUUGUCAUCAAACAUACUACUUCUCUACAUGGAUACUUGAAAUUCAGGCGAAUUCUUAGAAUUUUGAUGGAUUAGAUUUGAUAGUUCCAUCCAGAAGUGUUGUAGAGACAGGUUAUGCGUUCAUUUUAUCGCAAUGAAACACCUUACUACUUCUCUUUUACUUGUCCAAACAUCAGGUUAUGUUUCACAAGCUAUCAAAAUGAGCUGAAGUGUCCCUACUACAAAUUAGUUGCCUGCACAAAUUCGUGAAAGACUCAAAACGCUUUGUCGUUACUUGAGUGUCUUGGGCAUCCAUUUUGAGGAGUUUAUGGCAUCACAAGUGAGAUCUCUUGUGGCACUGGUGAUUAGCCACUCUAGCCCAACCUUACCUAACCUAUCAAAAUGAGAAAAAUGUCACUUUGUACAACAUUUAAACAAUGUCUAAUCAGUCCAAAUGAGGUUGAAAAGGCUUAACUUCCAAAAAUAAAAGGAAAUCGAGUUUUCACAUAUUUUUUUGGUCCCCAUUUUUGCACUACGGAGUGAAAUUAUAUGGAAAUAUAUCAUCUGUGACGAUUUAUAGCCAUGCCGGAAGCCGAGCGCUAUUAAAAAUAGUUUUCGUUUUUACUUAAGUCAAUCUAUUUAUUUUGUGCAUCUUCACAGCUCUGUUUUGUGAAAAAAUUCUGUAAAUAACCCCUCUUUCCAAAAAUGUAUAUUAUCAUUCGCACUGAAUAUCUUAAAAUAUAACUAUAAUACAAACACCGACACAAACAAUUAUCUGUAAAUAUACCGAAAAUCUAUAAAAAAAAUAUAAUGAAAUAGAAAUUGAAUCAUGAAUUGAAUGCAACAAAAACUCUAAAUAAGAAAUCUCAAACACAAAUCUCACCAAUUAAAGUCCUAAACUAUAUCAGCAGUAGGUAAAGUAAAAUAAUUGUAGGUAAACAAAAAUUAAAGUAAUUACAGACGAACAAGCAUGUAAAGAUAAAAUAAGACAUCAAUUUUCAGCACAAUUAACUACAUGUAUUACAACAACAUUUACACACAUACACACAACUAUAUUUAUUGUAAUUAGUAAAUUAGUUGGAUUUCUUUAGUUAAUUUGAGUUUUUUUUUCAUAUUCAAAAAUUUACAAUUAAAAUUCACAAAUAUUUCUUCUAGUAUUACAGAUUAUUUGGUUACUGGAAUCAAUAAUUGAAUAAUAAAUGAAAAAAAUAAUUGUUUAAUUUCAUUUACACAAUGUCAACAAUUUAGUAAUGCAACGCAAUAGUUGUACAUUUUUUUACGCAAUUAAUGUUAACACAACAGAAAAAGCAAAAGCAAAAAAACCUAACAUAAAAUAAAUGAAAAUAAAAUUAAACUAAACGCAUGAGA
Molecule: messenger RNA, 8243 nt
Organism: Zeugodacus cucurbitae (melon fly)
Lineage: Eukaryota; Metazoa; Arthropoda; Insecta; Diptera; Tephritidae
Gene: dpr8
Product: Lachesin
Exons: 7
Coding region: 3492-4649 (385 amino acids)
Biological process (GO): synapse organization
Cellular component (GO): neuron projection membrane
Source: RefSeq, a predicted model, not a curated record